This is a messenger RNA of Rhinocladiella mackenziei CBS 650.93, 798 nucleotides long. RefSeq lists its product as uncharacterized. The transcript is spliced from 2 exons. The record is from RefSeq and is a predicted model, not a curated record. Gene Ontology annotation, molecular function: FAD binding; D-amino-acid oxidase activity. Bases 1 to 798 code for a protein of 265 amino acids. NCBI's taxonomy places the organism in Eukaryota, Fungi, Ascomycota, Eurotiomycetes, Chaetothyriales, Herpotrichiellaceae.
AUGUGGAAGGGUGUACCUAUGAGAUUGUUUUGGACCGGACCACACGAGUUCAUCCCUGACGGCCCCGAAAGCAUAUGGUACGCGCCACACGUGCAGAAUUUUCGAGUCCUCGAACCUACCGAGCUGCCACGACCGUUUGUCUGUGGUGCCAUCCACGACGGCAUCGCCAUCAAUACCAACUUCUACCUGAUCUCCCUGGCGUCCACGAUUCGGGCACUCGGCGGGCGCAUCAUCCGUGCCUCGCUCCCCAGGAAAGGAGGCCUAGCGCAGGCCAUCAUGGCGGCCGAGGAGAUCAUCCAAUCCGAUGAAGGUGGUGGCAUCCAGAAGCAGCAGCAGCACUCCGUUGACCUGUUCGUCAACGCGACAGGUCUGGGUGCCCGCACACUCGUGCCCGAUCCCAACGUCUAUCCGAUCCGAGGGCAGACCGUGACGGUCCGCGGCGAAGCCAAGAACAUUACGACCAUGUUCUACCCGGGCGCAAAUGCCUCCAUCACCCCACGCGUCGGAUCUGGAGUGUCGGUGCUGGGCAGUACCUACCAGGCAGGGAACUGGGACCGCAACCCGGACCCUCAGGUGACCCGUACUAUCCUCGAGCGGUGCAAGGCUCUCGGGCCCGAGUUGCUCAACGACGACGGCGAUUUCGACGUGGUCAGCGUGGACGUCGCUUUCCGGCCGGGGAGAAGAGGUGGGCCGAGAGUCGAGCUCGAGGAGAUCGUGAUCGAUGUUGCAACUGAGGAUGGCUCAGAGAUCAAGACAAGAGUGGUGUGUCACGAGUAUGGGCAUGCUGGCGGAGGGUAA